GAUUACUCGCGUUACGGUUCUGGAGUCCGGGUUCACCGAGGCGAGCCUGCGCAGCUCGGCAGAGCUCUUCCGCCAAAAGAAGUGGCACAUGUCAGGGACGCCAUGGACGGCGGAGAUGGAUGAAUCGUGGCGACAGUCUCAGACCGCGUUCGAGAGGAUGUCUGAAGAGAGGCAGGACGCGUUGCUACGUGGAAUUCGGGCAGGAAUAUCAGUGAACAUCUUCAGAGAAGAAAAUAGGAACGCGGAUAAGUAUCAAGUAUAG
Molecule: messenger RNA, 262 nt
Organism: Amoebophrya sp. A25
Lineage: Eukaryota; Dinophyceae; Syndiniales; Amoebophryaceae
Source: the annotation of a GenBank genome assembly